AUGGACUUGGACACUCUUAUUCUCGAAGCGAGUGUCGCCUUUGAAGAGGCGCUACUCAAGAAUCUUGAGAACGAGUCUCUUUGGCUAGACUACUACCAAGCCAAUGAAAGCAGUCUAGAAAGAAGUAUCUUUAUUUUGGAUCGUGCAGUUUCCAGUCUCCCUGCCUCCUAUACAUUAUGGAACGUGUAUCUCCUGCUACCCUGGGGUGAAGAAGAUGGAGAUAUCCUACUACAGUUGUAUCAAAGGGCACUACAGACGCUCAAUAGUGAGCCCGGAAUAUGGCUACGCUACCUUCAAUUAGUUAAAUCAAAGAAGGACUUUUCUGCUUACGGCAGCGCACUAGACUUGGCACUAAACAAUUUGCAUGCUAGUCAUCAUGCCGACCUAUGGAAAUCCUACCUUGGAGUGGCCAACUCUAAGCGUGGAAGUUUUGGAGCCAAUGUGUAUAAGCGAGUCUUUCAGAUCCAAGCUACUCAGAGAAAUCCUUUUCCUGUUGAUAGGUGUGAAUGUGUGCUCAAGGUGGCUCAAUUUGGUGAUCUCAACAGCGCAUUGACGCUUUACUCGCAGAUUCCAAGAAACGAAAUCAAGAAUGCCGAACAGGACUCUUAUUUUGUUAGCAUAUUUCUUGACCUUUUGAUCUCUCACGGUUCGUUUGCUGAUCAUGACUAUCUCGAGCGUAUAGCUCUUGAUGCUGCUUUGGACUUACCAGAGAAGAAAGCAAAAUUUGUUUUGAAAAUAGCUAUGUACUAUGAAAAGAGGUUGGUGUUUAAUAAAGCUCGCCACUACUUCAAUCUUGCUUUGCUUCAGGCAACAAAUAUGAAGGCACUCGCACUCACAUUCGAGCAAUACACCGACUUUCUUGAGCACGAAAUUAUUUCUCUCAAAUCCAAGAAUCUAAUUGAUGAAGCAGAGAUGAAACUCAGACUCUACGAAAAUUUUGUCGAGCAACAAAAAAUUUUAGCCAACGACAUGCUUUUACGAACAGAGCCCAAUAACGUUGACUUAUGGUUAGACCGGGCUGAAAUCUUCAGAGGUGAAAAGAAAACGAACGAAAUUAUUGCUUCUCUUGUUACUGCUAUCAAAAGUGUGAACCCGUUAGAAGCACACUCGCGAAAGGGAAAGUCUCUAGCUGAUAUAUGGAGUUGUUAUGCCAAUUUGUACAUAUCCCUGGGUGACAACAACACAGCUCGUUUAAUUUACUCGAGAGCUGUAAAAUCUCAGUACAAGUCCGCAGAUGAACUAGCCAAUAUUUAUAUUAUGUGGUCCGAGCUUGCGUUAGAGUCGUCGGAUGACGAGGCUUUGGAGAUAGUGGAGCAGGUCCUCUACACGAUCCCUUCAAACGCAAGUGAAAUUGAAGUGGAUGAUAUCUCACGACCAAUUCAAGAACGAGUUUUCAAAUCUGUUCAUCUUUGGAGCUUCUACAUUGACCUUCUCACAUCCAUGAGCCACGAAGACAAGCUCACAAAGAAAUUGCGAUCAGCCUAUGAAGCAAUGAUGAGCCUUGGAGUGAUUACACUAAGAUUGGUUUUUCAAUACGCUGAUUUUGUUCUCGCCCAAAAGGAUUAUGCCGGAGCUUACUCAAUUUACGAAUUGAGCAUCUCGAAGUUCAACUCACCUACGCCAUGCUUCAAAAUAUGGAUGGCAUACCUCGAGAAAAUUGUCUCAGUCGAGAAGGAAGAGUCGAAAAUUCUCGAUGUUUUUGACAGGUGCCUAGCAUCUAAUCUUCCAGGUCACCUCAUCGCUGAUGUCUUCAAGAUGUAUUCUCAAUUCUUGCAAACAAGAGGUUCUUUGGCAAAGAGCAUUAAAAUACUCUCACAAGCGGUUGAACGUCUCUCACAAGCAUACUCUCAGAAGACGAUGUCGACAGAAAAUGCAUAUAAAGUAGUCGAUGAUAAAUACGAGAUUUAUCUUAUUCUCUUCGACUCGAUCUCACUCAAGCUUAAGGAUGUCGAUCUAUUACGUUCUACUAUCACCAAUGCAGUCCAAGAUACGCAGCUCUCGCUCCCUAUGGUCAUCGAGCUUUCUCUUAAGUAUGCGAGAUUCGAGCUGGAUUUGGGCGAGAUUGGACGGGCCAGAGCUUUACUCAAACACGCUUCUUCAUUGGCUCACCCAAGCUCUCGACUGAUGGAGCCUGUUUGGAAGGAGUGGACGGAGUUCGAAGCAAGGAAUGGCACUGAGUAUACAUACAAGGAUAUGCUUAGUUUCAAACGAGUUGUGGCUAACGAAUUCGAAGCUCUUCAGGACUACAGUUCAGAGAUUAAUCCAAUGGGCUUUGUCAAGGCUGACACGAUUCAAAAAGUCGAAGCAAUCCAAGCGACUCAAGAUCCUAAUGCAAUUGAGCUCGAUAUGGAUAUGUAG
Molecule: messenger RNA, 2358 nt
Organism: Australozyma saopauloensis
Lineage: Eukaryota; Fungi; Ascomycota; Pichiomycetes; Serinales; Metschnikowiaceae
Product: mRNA splicing protein
Exons: 1
Coding region: 1-2358 (785 amino acids)
Biological process (GO): mRNA splicing, via spliceosome; generation of catalytic spliceosome for first transesterification step
Cellular component (GO): Prp19 complex; post-mRNA release spliceosomal complex; U2-type catalytic step 2 spliceosome
Molecular function (GO): protein binding
Source: RefSeq, a predicted model, not a curated record